AUGUCAUCGGUCUCAAAUCCCUCUGACAAGAGGAAAAUCCCUCGAUUCAUCAUCAUUGGAGCCGGGUCUCGAGGGAAUGCCUACGCGCGGGCCGUAAAAACAAGUACCUCUGGUGUGAUUCAUGCCGUGGCCGAGCCCCAUGACUUCAAACGACGUGCAUUCGGCCAGAAAUUCAUCUGGGGCGUUGGAAAUGCCCUCGAGGAAGGCCAGGAAUUUGCUGAUUGGAGACACUGGCUUCAGUGGGAAACCGAGCGACGCCAGAAAGCCAACUUGGAUGGUCACGAGAGAGCUGAGUCUGUUGAGUCUGUGACGGAACCAAAGGGCGUGGAUGGUGUGUUCAUCUGCACAUUAGACGAGACCCAUGCCGAAAUCAUUCAAGCAAUUGCGCCGCUGCAGCUUCAUAUUCUUUGUGAGAAGCCUCUUGCUCUAUCCUUGCAUGAUUGUCUGGCUGUGUAUCGCACGCUUCAACCGCCAAGGCUACAACGGAAUUCCACGGCGGAUCAUCAGGACCAACAACCCGAUCCUCCAAAGACCAUCUUCUCCAUCGGCCAUGUUCUUCGCUACAGUCCACAUAACACCCUUCUUCGAAAGCUGCUCCUCGCAGACCGAGUUAUCGGUGACGUGGUCUCGCUGGAACACACCGAGCCCGUCGGCUGGUGGCACUUUGCACACAGCUACGUACGUGGGAAUUGGCGUCGCAGCACACCUUUGGGGGAUGGCUCCCUCCUGACCAAAUCCUGCCAUGACAUCGAUUUCAUUCUCUGGCUUCUCUGUUCCCCAACAUCUCUGGAAGACGCACGAACAUCGGGUCAGAGACCUCAUUUCCCGCGAUCCAUCUCCUCGGCGGGCUCCUUGACGCAGUUCCGCCGGGCGAGAAAGCCUUCGGCUGCGGGGGCCGCGACUACAAAUUGUCUCUCUUGUCCGAUUGAACGGGAGUGCAAUUACAGCGCGGUCAAGAUCUAUCAUGAUCGGCACUUGGCCCAAGGCCAUCGCGCCUGGCCUGUUCACAUUGUCUGUCCGGACAUCGAGGAGGUGUAUCAGACUCAAGGCCAGGACGCCGCGGGAGAGCACUUACUCGCGCGUCUACAAGAGGAUUAUCAAGUAGGCGUCCACGCCGACGAAGACAUCGCUACGAGACCCUGGUACGGUCGGUGUGUAUACGAGGCCGACAACACCGUCUGUGACGAUCAAGUGGUGACUCUGAAAUGGGACGACGAGCAGAUUGCGCCACGGCGAUUGGCCAAAACCGCGACCUUUCAUAUGAUCGCCCCCACGGAGAGUCAAUGUGAGCGACGCGGCCGGGUGUAUGGAACACUCGGGGAGAUCGAAUAUGACAGUCGAUCCAUCUCCAUUUUUGAUUUUGCGUCGAGGACAAAGUCCGUCGUGGAGGUUCCGCGUCCGCCGCCGGAGAGGGCCGAGUCGCAUGGAGGCGGUGACUUUGGUUUAGCUGGACAGUUUGUUCGUGCGGUGGAUGCAGUGAUCAAUGGGGCUCUGGAUGUGGAGACUGCGCAGGCGCGGUUCAUCGGGUGCACCUUGGAAGAAGCCGUUCAGAGCCACGCCAUGGUGUUUGCGGCGGAGGAAGCGAGACGAGAGGAGCGCGUGGUCCAAUGGAAUGAUUGGUGGCAGGCCAAGUUGAAGGAGACCACGGAUCCCUCCGGCUAA
This is a messenger RNA of Penicillium oxalicum, 1662 nucleotides long. Its product is annotated as Gfo/Idh/MocA family protein. The coding region runs from base 1 to 1662 and encodes 553 amino acids. The transcript has a single exon. The record is from RefSeq and is a predicted model, not a curated record. NCBI's taxonomy places the organism in Eukaryota, Fungi, Ascomycota, Eurotiomycetes, Eurotiales, Aspergillaceae. Gene Ontology annotation, molecular function: nucleotide binding.